Messenger RNA from Prunus armeniaca (apricot), 588 nucleotides. Lineage: Eukaryota; Viridiplantae; Streptophyta; Magnoliopsida; Rosales; Rosaceae. The record is from the annotation of a GenBank genome assembly.
AUGGAGUAUGUGCUUACUGGUGGCCCUUGGCAAAUUGCUGGUCAGUACCUUGUGACACAACAAUGGAAGCCUGGGUUUAAUCCGAAGGAGGACCGUGUUACACACAUGACGGUUUUGGUUAGAAUCAAUGGUCUCAAUGUUGAGUAUUUCCCAUUUGAUGUUAUGGGGAAAAUUGGCAAUUUGAUUGGUCAUACUAUCAAGGUCGAUCCUCUCACUAUGAGCCAAGCUAGAGCCAAGGCUCAGGCUGCUGAAACUGGAAAUGCUAAGGAUAUGGAGGCUAACACUCUUGCUAAGGAGGAUGAUCUGGAUGCUUUCAGUCCCGAGAAGCAGAAGAAUUUUAAGAAGAAGUUUCAGAAAGAGCAGGGACCUUUUAGUGUUAAUUCUACUAAGGCUUCCCCUCAAAUUGAAGGAGGUUUUCAGAAUGCAUAUUCUAGUUCAAGGUUUGUUGUUUUGGACAAUGAUGUUAAUCAAGAGGCUGAAAUUGCAGAUGAGCCGAUUGUGAAUUCUUUUAAGUACGAGGUUAGUAAGCCUAUGAAGCAAGUGGUUACCCCUGCUAGUGGUUUUGCUAAGUCUAUUGGGAGUAACUGA